Paraphaeosphaeria sporulosa is the source of this 2540-nucleotide messenger RNA. Its product is annotated as SET domain-containing protein. Gene Ontology annotation, molecular function: protein binding. The coding region runs from base 325 to 2127 and encodes 600 amino acids. The transcript is spliced from 2 exons. The record is from RefSeq and is a predicted model, not a curated record. Lineage: Eukaryota; Fungi; Ascomycota; Dothideomycetes; Pleosporales; Didymosphaeriaceae.
CAAGGGCAGGUACCGAAGCAAAAACCAUCGCGAGGAUCUCACUACGACAAGGGAGCUCCAGAUUACGUUUUUAUUUAUUUCUUAGGCUACUUCGCCUCCACUGGACAUAGCUGCAAGAUGAGAUCACGUGUAACAUUCCCUGGCGGUCACACCGAAAACGUAUUAGCGCAAGAUAGUUCUAGGCCCAUGUGGCCCAAGCGACGUCAUGGAGAGUCAGGUCGAAGUGUCUAAGCGCGUCUCGCCAACCCGCAGUGUGCUUUCUGCCCGACCAUUUUGCAUUUUGGCCAAAACAACAAACUGGGGGGCAGCACUAUCGACAGCACCAUGGACUCCACAGAUCACUUUGAAGGACUUUCCAAAGCAAUCGCGCGGACAAUCGAAGAGCACAUCUCAAAGUUAAAGGACAGUACCGGAUGGCCUCAAGAAUUCAAACAUCCGAUCUUGCGCGUAGAAGCUUUUUUGGAGGACCAGGGCCCGGACCAAGACCAGGAGGACAACCCCUUAAGACCUUUUCAAGUCGCUUCGAGUAAGAUUGAUCUAGCCCCCAUUUUUCGGGCCAGACGAACACGACGCGCCUUGGACCAACAGCCAGACGAAGAAGUAUCUUCUAGGAGCAGCGAUGAGUCUGAGCCAGGGAGCCCGCACCGCAGAGGUGUCGGCAGACUUCGUGUUGCCAACAUGCAUAUGAUCGAGGAGGACGUUACUGAGCACCAGCGACAAAUAGCCACCGAUACGCGGAGUUUUCCCAAGCGUCGGAAAGUAGCAUCUGACAAGUUCGUAUUCCGACCCUCAACACUCGAUAAGCUCAUAAUAGGCAUCUGGGAACAACUCCAUGGCACGCUCGACUUGAAUCCUCAAAUCAUCUCUGAACAAUACGCGAUUACUGUACCAGUCAGCUCGAACGUAUCUAUACCAAAUGAUAAUACAGCAGUUGAGAUACGUAGCACAGGGCCAGCGUUACAAAACGAUGCAUUUCACAGGAUGAAUACGCUCUGCCGAAAAGUUACUCAAGCGAGUCGAGUCUGCCGUUCCAUUGAGAUCGUGGUUCAGGCCAAAUGGAUCGAGCUCUUCGAAGAUAAAAUCCAAAUGUCUAUCGCCACUAUGCCGCACAUCUCAAAGACAAAACACCACAAGCAAGCCUUCGUCGAAGCAUGCCAGGACUUUGGCUGGUCGGAGAAAGAACUACGGAACAAGAUGGCGAUAUGGCGUGGCUAUAAGGAGGUAAAGGAUGCAGCGGGCUGGGUAGCCCUGAUCUUCGCUGGCAUGGGCAUCUACCGCUUCUGCAAGUACCGCGUCGAGUUUACAAAGGAAGCAAUGAAGCGCCUGCGAAAUCUACGACCCCAAUUCGAGGUUGCGGCAGACACUUUACAUCCACAUUGGAGGGGGCUUCUAACAAUCAUCGGGGACUCUUCUAAGCUGCAGUUCGCAGGUCACCCGCAUGACUGGGUGGUCUCAGAAGACGGAGCUCUGCCAGUACCUUUACGUUCUACCUACCUCGACAGGGAGUCUUACUUUGAAUUUGAGCAGCUCGAGGAGUCUGUCAUCGACGAACGCGAGUGGAGAGGCGAGGACCCCCGCUGGGUCCCGCAAGCCAACGCAGUUGUCCAGGCCAACGGCCCGGGCAUCUACGUCUGCGCUGUCUGCGAUCAGAAUCAGUCAGACGAGCCGGCCUUAAACUCCUGCUAUUGCUUCCCAAACUUGUUCGGAUGCGUCAAACGGAAACCGCCGCCUGUCCAAAUAUAUCGUACCAACAAAGGCCAGAACAAUGGCUUACUUGCCCUCGCACCUUUCGAGCGCGGAUCGGGAAUAGGAGAGUUCGUUGGGCUCAUCACCAAGGGCGUGCGUCACGUCGAUGUGAUGGACAGCGCGACAGCGACAACCAGCUAUCAGAUCUGGCAAGGCAGACAGGGCAACUUCACUCGUUUCAUCAACCACAGCUGCAAAGCCAACGCCCAGUUCUCACAGUUCACUUGGUUGGAUACCCAGCAUGUCAUAUUGGUGAGCAAGGGAAUUGAAGCGGGUGUCGAGAUAUCUGUCGACUAUGGCGACCGCUACUGGGCAGGCCUGGAUAAGUCGUGCCUUUGUGGUGAAUCAUGCUGCAGAUAUAGGCGAGAUCGUAGGCGGUAAUAGAUCAGAACGGGCGCCAGCGAUAUUAUUCGAAACAGCAAUCAAAGGUCCAGAUAUUCAUAUUUGAUCGUAAUUAUAGCUCCUCAUUGCUCCUCGUAGACAUGCAGACUCAUAAUAUCUCUGUGGCUGUUGCAUGCGCAAGACAGUCCAGCACGCCAUCAGGAUAGUUGGCAAGCAGAAUCCAAGCCAAAGGCAAUCUGUUUGCAGUAUCUACGCCACUGGGUCUUGUCAAUGAUCUGGGCUAUGUUUUUCCUUUGAAUCAUCAUCAAUCAUAUGUUCAGCCCACAUACACACGGUCACCUAACGUUUGUCUGCUUCCAGGUAGAUCAGCAUCCAGAUAUGCGUCCAACUCCGUGGCAAUUCUGCAAAUGGUAAAGAGUCGAGUUUACAAAAACUUUUUGUUUUUGAAGACU